Nerophis lumbriciformis (worm pipefish) is the source of this 2289-nucleotide messenger RNA. RefSeq lists its product as uncharacterized. Gene Ontology annotation, cellular component: nucleoplasm. Lineage: Eukaryota; Metazoa; Chordata; Actinopteri; Syngnathiformes; Syngnathidae. The record is from RefSeq and is a predicted model, not a curated record. Gene Ontology annotation, biological process: negative regulation of transcription by RNA polymerase II; regulation of cytokine production; regulation of immune system process. Gene Ontology annotation, molecular function: DNA-binding transcription repressor activity, RNA polymerase II-specific; RNA polymerase II cis-regulatory region sequence-specific DNA binding.
ACCACGGGCGAGGCGAGUAGAAAGAUUAAAAAUGUUGAAAGAGUUGAUCAGGGAGAGAUUAUUGGCGGCGGCCGAUGAAAUAUUCGCGCUGUUUGAGAGAACGAUAACGUCGUACGAGGAGGAACUUUCUAGAACAAGAGAGGAGAAGGAGCGACAUCGACCACAACUGGAAGCUGCUAGAAAUACUCCAAAUGUUUUAUAUUUUGAAGACAAGCAGCGGCCCCCCCACAUUAAAGAAGAAGAGGAGGAAUUCCAGGCCCCUGAGGAGGGAGAGUGUCUUCUCGAGCCAGAAGAGGCUGACCUGACUGUCGUCUCUGUGAAGAUUGAAGACGAUGAAGACAAACCACAAGCAUACAACCUCUUGGCUCCACUGUCGGUUAGUGACGACACAACGUCACACUCUCCUGAGGACGAAGACCAGGACGACGCCCAGGAACCUUUGAGCAGCGACACAGACUGUAAAGGCGAUAUGAGGACUCACACUGACAACAAACACUCUGAAUGCUCGAAAAGGAAGACCGGUACAAAAUGUUUGACUUGCUCAGUUUGUGCGAAGAACUUUUCUCUUAAGAGACAUUUGAUUGUACACGCGAGAACACACACAGAAGGAAAACCUUUCAAUUGUUCCGCUUGUAGUAAAAGCUUUUCUAAUAAGCGCCAUUUAACCCGACACAUGCUGACACACACCGGAGAAAAACCCUUUAGAUGCUCAGUUUGCGGUAAAAGCUGCUCCCAGAAGACAAACAUGGCGUCACACAUGAGAACGCACACCGGAGAAAAACCUUUUAGUUGCUCAGUUUGCGACGAAAGCUUUUCCUACAAGUGCAAUUUGACCCGGCACAUGCAUACGCACGCAGGAGAAAAAAAGAUGAUUUCCUACGUUUGUGGGACACAGUUCUCUCAAAACGCAACAUUGCCAACGAACGCGGGAGAAAAAACGUUCGGUUGCUCGGUUUGCGGCGAAAGCUUUUCUUAUAAGUGCAAUUUGACUCGACACAUGCAGACGCACACAGGCGAGAAACCCUUUGGUUGCUCAGUAUGUGGCAAAAGAUUCACCCAAAAGGUAAACAUGGCCUCACACAUGACAACACACACAGGAGAAAAACCCUUUAGUUGCUUAGUUUGCGGUAAAAGUUAUUCGUAUAAGAAAAGUUUGACGGCUCACACGCUGACUCACAACAGAGACACAAAAGAUUGUCAAGUCUUAGAAGUGUAACGCUACAUUUGAGAAAGUGAGUACGACAGCAGAUUCCCUCAUGAGUUCCGAGUCAGUGUGCUGUAGAGAUGCGCGGAUAGGCAAUUAUUUAAUCCGCAACCGCAUCACAAAAGUCGUCAACCAUCCGCAUCCACCCGAAUCAACAUUUUAUCAAAACCACACCCGCCCGCCAUCCGCCAGUUGUUAUAUAUCUAAUAUAGACGAUGCAAGGCAUUAGUGAGGUUAUAAAGCUUUUGCCUGUUAAAGAAAGGAGACUGAUCCAAUGCAGCACAGACAUUCAAUGCGUGCCACGCAUUAAUAUAUCUUGGCCACGCAUUAGUGGCUAAGAUAUAUUAAUGCGUGAUAAUAUUAUUUAUCAUUAUUAUAAUAUUAUUGUCAUUUCCAUUAAGAAAGUGUUGACUAUUGUUGCCAAUGCCCUCAGAUCAGGAGUGCGUUCCUCACACUUUGUGUGCGCAGUUGCAGCAAGCAGAACGAGGCUUUUAAGAAGUUAAAAAAAAUGUUUUAGAAAGACUAGGCCUAUAUUUUCGUUAGGUAAAAAAAAAAUGUUCUGAAUUUAUUUCAAUGAAUAUUAACUUGUUAACGUUAUAAUGCUCAAAUAGGGACGAGGGCGGGGUGCACAGUGAAGCAGUGAACAAUUUUGCGACAAAGAUGAACCUUUAUUGAUUGAUCUGCAGCCAUGACAAAAUAUCAGACAAUUGACAAUUGUCAACGACAGGCAGGAAAAUAAAGAUAAACACAUAGCCUAUGUUGUAGGCAUAGGCUCAUACGUUUUUAAGUUGAAAUAAAAAAAUAAAUACAAAAUGUGCCUCAUAAGCCUUAGGCUGUCAAUCACGCGCACAAACUUAAAUUAUACAAUAACAUAAGUAUGUCAUCUCUAUUUACCGUAUUUUCCGCACCAUAAGGCGCCCUGGGUUAUAAGCCGCGCCUUCAAUGAACGGCAUAUUUCAAAACUUUGUCCACCUAUAAGCCGCCCCGUGUUAUAAGCCGCAUCUAACUGCGCUAAAGGAAUGUCAAAAAAACAGUCAGAUAGGUCAGUCAAACUUUAAUAAUAUAUUAAAAACCAGCGUGAUGUG